Molecule: messenger RNA, 1506 nt
Organism: Drosophila gunungcola (fruit fly)
Lineage: Eukaryota; Metazoa; Arthropoda; Insecta; Diptera; Drosophilidae
Product: galactose mutarotase
Exons: 1
Coding region: 300-1394 (364 amino acids)
Biological process (GO): beta-D-galactose catabolic process via UDP-galactose, Leloir pathway; glucose metabolic process
Molecular function (GO): carbohydrate binding; aldose 1-epimerase activity
Source: RefSeq, a predicted model, not a curated record
AUAAGUUAAAGGUGAUAAAAAAGUGAAGUAAAUAAGUCUAAUUGAGCAGUGAAUUUGAGAAUUAUCUUAAAGAUUUCCCAUGGGACAUCCCUCUUAUCAUAGAACUCUUGGUCGCAACCUUGUUGUGAUAACACCAUUUACAUAUGCUUGUGUUUUGUUGUUUGCGGCUUUUUAGCGAUAAUUAAUACCAAUACAUAUGCGCAUCGAGUGCUGAUUAACCUCUACGGUUUGGAGAGGGUCAGAUAAAAACGCAGUGCAAUUGGUAUUCGCACUCAUUUCCAGCUGCAGCCUGAUCCAAGAUGGUCAAAGUCACAGAGGAUGUAUUUGCCACCGGAGCAGUGAACCCGUUUACCAAAUCGAAGGACUCCAUCAAACGGUUCACCUUGACAAAUGGGAAUGGAAUGUCCGUCCAGUUGAUCACCCGUGGAGCCACCAUAACCAGCAUAAAGACUCCGGAUGCCAGCGGUAAAAUAGAUGACGUGACUCUGGGAUUUGAUGACCUGGCGGGCUAUCAGAGUGACAGGAAUCCCUACUUUGGAGCCACCAUUGGUCGGGUAUGCAACCGGAUCGCGAAUGGCAGUUUCCAACUCGACGGAAAGGUGGUGCAGGUGUCCAAGAAUCGGGACAACAAGUUCCAGCUGCAUGGCGGUUUUGUGGGUUUCGAUAAGGCCCACUGGGAAGUGGUGGCAGUGCGUCCGGAUGGCGUUGUCCUAUCCCACACCAAUCCCGACGGUCACGAGGGCUAUCCCGGCAAGGUCACAGCCACUGCGAGCUUUGCUCUCAGCGAGGACAACUGCCUGCAUGUCCAGAUGAGUGCAGUGACGGAUAAACCCACGCCCGUGAAUCUCACCAAUCACUCGUACUUCAACCUGGCUGGCCAUAAAGCUGGAGCCAAUGGUCUCUACGAGCACACCAUCGAGAUCAAUGCCUAUGGGAUCACCGAAACGGACAAGUCCUCCAUUCCCACUGGAAAGAUCACACCCGUGGAAGGAACAGCCUUUGACCUCCGAGUGUCCAGCAACCUGGGAGAGCGUCUCAAGCAGUUGCAACCAGACCGGGGCUACGAUGACAACUUUUGCGUCACCUUUGACCCACCGCAGCCAAUGGCCAAGGUGGCCAGAGCCACUCAUCCGCCCAGCGGACGAUGGCUGGAGGUGGUCAGCAAUCAGCCCGGGGUGCAGUUCUACACCUCAAACUUUAUGCCGGACGUUGAGCGAGGUGAAGCGGCCAUUCCCGGCAAGGAUGGAGCUGCCUACGCCAAGCAUGGAGCCUUCUGCCUAGAGACACAGAAGUUUCCCGACUCCGUGAACCACAACAACUUUCCCUCGACCAUUUUGCGACCGGGCGAAAGCUACAAUCAUGAAGUAAUCUACAAGUUCGGUGUUUCUCACUGAGAGUCGCGAACACCUUAUCUAACCUACAUAUAUAUACGAAUAAAUACCAUGUAUCCGACUAACCAAGCAAACCGUAAAUAUUAUAACCAAUAAACCGAAAGCACGGAGAUUA